UAAAAAAUUUUUUUUAAUUAAAAAAAUUGAUGUUUUAGAUUGGUGAAACAUCACAAUGUGCUUCCGUUUUAUUCAUAAGUUGACAAUUACUGUAACAAUGUCCAAAUCAAAUGAAUAUGUCAAACCAAAAUCUACACACCAAUUGCUGCAGCAGCCGACCAAGAAAAGUCAGAAAAAAAUGGAGUAAAUUUGAUCUAUUUUACCCGAAAACAUGGCAUCCAAAAGAAUAGGUAAAAUGUUGUAAUUCCCUUGGCUCUCAUUACUUUUGCCACCUUUUCUUUGCUCAACUCUUUCAUAUAAGUAAAGCUCGCUGCUGCUGAACUCAUUCUCUACAGCAAAGCUAGCCUCAGCUUGAAAAGAAUUCAACUGGGGUUGCUUUUACCGGGUCAUUUCUUUAGACGUGUACCUUUCAUGGAGGUAUAACUAUAAAAGACUCCAAGAAAGUGUGGAGAGGAGGAGCCAUUCCAUUUAUUAUCUAAGAGCUGUUUUCCCUUUGCCUUCACUGACCCUUUUCAGAGGUUUUGGAUUGUGAUUUAAACAGCUUGCAUCUUAGAUAGAAGUCUAAAUUCUAAAAAAGAUGGCAAUGCCUUUCAAGGAAUUCUUCACCGAAUAUGGUGAAGCACAUCAAUAUGAAAUCCAAGAGGUUGUUGGCAAGGGGAGCUAUGGUGUUGUUGCAGCAGCAGUUGAUACUCAUACAGGAGAGAGGGUAGCGAUAAAGAAGAUCGAUAAUGUUUUGGAGCAUGUCUCUGAAGCCACCCGCAUCCUUAGAGAAAUAAAGCUCCUCCGGUUGCUUCGGCACCCAGAUAUUGUAGAAAUAAAGCAUAUUCUGUUACCUCCAUGUCCGAGAGAAUUCAAGGAUAUAUAUGUUGUUUUCGAGUUGAUGGAGUGUGACCUUCAGCAUGUAAUUAAGGCCAAUGACAGUCUCACUCCUGAACAUUAUCAAUUCUUUUUGUAUCAGCUUCUUCGAGGUUUAAAGUUUAUGCACACAGCAAACGUGUUUCAUCGAGAUUUAAAGCCAAAGAAUAUUCUAGCAAAUGCAGAUUGCAAGCUGAAAAUAUGUGAUUUUGGGCUUGCUCGGGCAUCAUUUGGAGAUACCCCAUCAGCUAUUUUCUGGACGGACUAUGUGGCAACUCGUUGGUACCGCGCUCCAGAACUUUGUGGUUCUUUUUACUCAAAAUACACCCCAGCAGUUGAUAUCUGGAGUAUAGGAUGUAUAUUUGCAGAAAUGCUUACAAAAAAACCAUUAUUUCCUGGGAAGAAUGUGGUCCACCAAUUGGAUCUGAUUACCGAUUUGCUUGGUUCACCAUCCACUGAAGCCAUUUCAAGGAUUAAAAAUGACAAAGCAAGGAGAUAUUUAAGCAGCAUGAAGAAUAAAUCCCCCAUUCCUCUCUCUCAAAAAUUUCCAGAUAUAGACCCAAUAGCUCUAAGAUUACUUGAGCGUCUGAUUGCAUUUGACCCCAAAGAUCGCCCUUCUGCUGAAGAGGCACUAGCACAUCCAUAUUUCCGUGGUUUAGCAAACAAGGAGCAUGAACCAUCUGCUCGGCCUAUUUCAAAAUUUGAAUUCGACUUUGAAAGAAGAAAACUGGCAAAAGAGGAUAUUAGAGAGCUCAUCUACAGGGAGAUUUUGGAGUACCACCCUCAGAUGCUGCAGGAGUAUCUUCAUGGCACUGACAAUACCAGCUUUUUGUAUCCAAGUGGGGUCGACUGCUUUAAGGAACAAUUUGACUUACUUGAGGGGCACUAUGGCAAAGGUGGAAAACAUGUUCUCCAUCCAAGGCGAUAUGCCUCCUUGCCUAGAGAGCGGGUCUAUGUUUCAAUAGACGAGGAAACUGAUCACGAUGGUGAAUUUGAAAGGCACGUUGAAGCAACUGUUGCUCAUAGAUGCCUUCCAAGCCCCCCAAAGUUACACGAGGUCAACAAAGCUGACACUAGUAAUGAAAAUGUAGAGCUAAGUACAACAAGCAACACUGCACGCUGCUUGCUGAGAAGUGCUAGCAUUAGCUUUUCCAAGUGUGUUGGGGCAAUUUGGGAGGACAGUGAGGAUACAACUUUCAAACGGUAUGAUAAUGGGAUUAGUAGAUCGUCCAAGGAGCCAGCAGCAUUGUUUGCUUGACUUCUUAUUCUGGAUGGAUGAGCUGGUGCUAGAUAGAUUUCUGAUUAAGAACCUUAAACAUAGAGGCAGAGGCGAACUCAGAAUUUUUACGUGACGGGGCACAAUAUUCUUCUCAACCAAUGCCCCCUAAAGGCUUUUAAUGUUAAGGGUGCCAAGUGCUUUAAAUUAACCAUUUUCAAGGUAUAUACAUAUACAUAUACAAGAUUUCUGUUGAAGCUUAUGUGGUCCGGUGACCCCUCACUAUAACACAUUGGUCCGCUUCAUUAUAGGAUUCUAACACUUAAAAACUUGAGUCUCGGGAAAAGAGAUAACUGUCAGCUUUGCGAACUAGGGCUGUGCACGGAUCGGAUUGGAUCGGAUUUAGCCUAUUUCGGAUUUCGGAUUCUGAAAAGGGCAAUCCGAAUCCGAUCCGAAUUAACAUUGGAUUGGAUCGGAUUUUAAACUUUGGAUCGGAUAAUUUUUCGGAUUGUCGGAUCGGAUUGUCACAAAAAUUUU
Messenger RNA from Nicotiana tabacum (common tobacco), 2608 nucleotides. The record is from RefSeq and is a predicted model, not a curated record. NCBI's taxonomy places the organism in Eukaryota, Viridiplantae, Streptophyta, Magnoliopsida, Solanales, Solanaceae.